GCCCAGCCUGAGGGGAUGGCUUCAAAUGGAGCAUACCCAGUGCUGGGACCGGGCGUGACCGUGAACCCUGGCACCUCCCUGUCUGUGUUCACGUCUCUGCCCUUUGCCACACCCGCUCCCGGCCCAGCACACAGGCCGCCCCUCGUGACUGCAGUGGUUCCUCCAGGCGGCCCUCUGGUGCUGUCUGCCUUCCCCAGCACACCUCUGGUGGCAGGACAAGAUGGCCACGGCCCAAGUGGGGCCGGGGCUUCCAACGUCUUUGUCCAGAUGAGGACAGAAGUGGGGCCUGUGAAGGCCCCUCAGGCACAGACCUUGGUCCUAACUCAGGCCCCCCUCAUCUGGCAGGCUCCAGGUGCCCUCUGUGGAGGUGUCAGGUGUCCACCUCCCUUACUCCUGGCAGCUGCUCCUGGGGUGCCCGUUACAUCUGCCCAAGUGGUUGGGGGCACCCAGGCCUGUGAGGGAGGCUGGUCCCAUGGCCUUCCUCUUCCACCACCACCACCGGCUGCCCAGGUGGCCCCCAUCGUGUCCCCAGGGAACGCUGGGCCAUGGCCACAAGGGGCUCAUGGAGAGGGCAGCCUGGCUCCCUCCCAGGCCAAGGCCCCACUGGACGACUCCUGUAACCCCAAGAGUGUCUAUGAGAACUUCCGACUCUGGCAGCACUACAAGCCCCUGGCCCGGAGGCACCUUCCCCAGAGUCCUGACACCGAAGCACUUUCCUGCUUCCUCAUCCCAGUUCUCCGAUCUCUGGCCCGGCGGAAGCCCACCAUGACGCUGGAGGAGGGACUGUGGCGGGCCAUGCGGGAAUGGCAGCACACAAGCAACUUUGACCGGAUGAUCUUCUACGAGAUGGCGGAAAAGUUCCUGGAGUUUGAGGCUGAGGAGGAGAUGCAGAUUCAGAAAUCGCAGUGGAUGAAGGGGCCCCAGAGCCUGCCUCCUUCAGCCCCGCCGAGGCUUGAACCUCAAGGACCCCCUGCCCCUGAGGUGGUCAAGCAGCCAGUGUACCUUUCCAGCAAGGCUGGCCCCAAGGCCCCGACUGCCUGCCUGCCACCACUCAGGCCCCAGAGGCCAGCAGAGACCAAGGUCCCCGAGGAGAUCCCCCCAGAAGUGGUGCAGGAGUAUGUGGACAUCAUGGAGGAGCUGCUGGGGCCUCCCCUCGGGGCCACAGGGGAGCCUGAGGGACAAUGGGAAAAGGGCAAAGUGGAGCAGCUGCAGGAAGAGGACGGGAUGACCUCAGACCCGGGCCUCCUGAGCUACAUUGACAAGCUGUGUUCCCAGGAAGACUUUGUUACCAAGGUGGAGGCCGUCAUUCACCCCCGAUUCCUGGAAGAAUUGCUUUCCCCAGAUCCACAGAUGGAUUUCUUGGCCCUAAGCCAGGAGCUGGAGCAGGAGGAAGGCCUCACCCUUGCCCAGCUAGUGGAGAAGCGCCUCCUAUCCUUGAAGGAGAAACGGCAUGCGAGGCCAGCCCCUAGACAUGGCACGGCCCGGUUGGACUCAAGUCCUUCUAAGUUUGCAGCUGGCCAAGGAGCAGCGAGAGACGUCCCUGACCCCCAACAAAGGGUCAGCGUGGAAACCUCCCCACCCCAGACGGCUGCCCGGGACCCUCAGGGACAGGGCAGAGUGUGCACUGGCAUGGCCAGGUCCAAAGACCCUGCUGUGCUUUUGGGAUGUCAGGAUUCCCCCAGGCUGAGGGCUGUCCAGCCAACCUCUCCUUCCCAGGACCACAGACCCACCUGCCCCGGCCUGGGGACCAAGGACGCCUUGGAUCUCCCUGGAGGGUCUCCUGUCAGGGAGUCACACGGGCUGGCUCAGGGGUCAAGUGAGGAGAGGGAACUGCCUGGUAUGGUCUAUGUCGUGGGUUCCCACCACAGGCUGAGGCCCUGGAGGCUGUCCCAGAGCUCUGUCCCUUCUUCGGGCCUUCUCAGCCCAGGAGGGCGAGGACCCCAGGGAGCUCUUCAGUCUCCAUCUGCUCAGAGAAGAGGCCUCAGCCCAGCAUCUUCUCCUGCUGCCAAGUCCAAGAAGCAACCUCUCUUUGGAAGCCCAUCCCCUGCUGAAAAGACACUGCACCCAGGGCCUGGGCUCAGGGCCUCUGGGGAGCAAUCCCUGGCUUGGGGGCUGGGUGGCCCCUCACAGUCUCAAAAGAGAAAGGGUGACCCCUUGGCCUCCAGGAGGAAGAAGAAGCGGCAUUGCAGCCAGUAG
Molecule: messenger RNA, 2196 nt
Organism: Pongo pygmaeus (Bornean orangutan)
Lineage: Eukaryota; Metazoa; Chordata; Mammalia; Primates; Hominidae
Gene: NUTM2F
Product: NUT family member 2F
Exons: 7
Coding region: 16-2196 (726 amino acids)
Source: RefSeq, a predicted model, not a curated record